This is a messenger RNA of Durio zibethinus, 1731 nucleotides long. RefSeq lists its product as uncharacterized. NCBI's taxonomy places the organism in Eukaryota, Viridiplantae, Streptophyta, Magnoliopsida, Malvales, Malvaceae. The record is from RefSeq and is a predicted model, not a curated record.
AUACACUUAUCUGAAAGACAGAUAAACACUGGAAAAGGAUAUUUUCGUCAUUCCAAAAAUCGAUAAUGGCAUUCUCUGUAUUUUCUCAAAAACAAAGGUCAGUUUUAAACGCCCCCAUCAUAUAUAUUUUUUUGCAGCACUCUCUGCUUUACUAUUUCUCUUGUUUUUCGCUCUUUCUAUUUCCUUUCUCUGGGCCUGAUUUUGCUGUUUGUUGUGUCUCACCUUUUUUGUUUCACUUCUUUGAUCGGCCAUCCACCGGCCGCUCCACCGCUCUAACAUCUGUCCGUACAUCCAGAUCCCAAACUGUUCCUUUGGGUUUUCUGCCACCCUUGAUUUUCAUCUCUAGUUUCUAUUUUAAUUUUUUCUUUUUUAUUUUAAAAUAAUUUAAUAAACUAUUUUUCUUUUAUGGGUUUUGUUUUGAAAAUGAUUAUUCCUGACUUUCGUUUCAUUAGUAACUCGUUUUAAGUUGGGACUUUUUGUGAUUUUUUCCAACCCAACGGGCAUUUGAGUCAUUUAACUCAUUUGGACGUUUUCGCUCACUUCCCGAUAAAGAUGAUUUGACACUUUUACCCAAACGGGAAGUUAGAGAAAAACAUAAAAUUUCUCAUUUGACGUUUUUGCCCCUUACUGAACGACGAGUUAACGGUUUUAACCUCUUCUUACGUGGCAUAAUUUGAGGCCUUUUUCUUUUUAUUAUUUUUUUAAAAAAUGAGCCAUCACCAGCGCAGGAUUUUGACACCUGGAAUCUCAAGAAAGCGUAAAGAAAGAGAAGCUUUUUAUUCCUUUGAACCGUCCAUUCCGGUUCAAUCCUCGGUUUAUACCAGUCCAAAAACUCAGCCUUCGACUAAUUGUUCGAACCGGCUCUUAGCUGGCUACAUGGCGCAUGAGUUCUUGACGAGGGGAACGUUGUUUGGUCAAAAAUUCGAUCCGGCUCGAGCAGAGGCGAUGCCAAUAGUCGGCUCAUUGGCUGACCCGAGAAAGCCCGUUAAGCAGGAAACAGAACCGAAUCUUAAGAAAGAGAGCCAAAGCUAUGCUGAGGUGGCAAUAAUUUUGAAGGACGAAGGGGCCCACAUUCCGGGAAUUGUUAAUCCUACUCAACUGGCGAGGUGGAUCCAGAUGUGAAAAAAAUCCAAAAUUCGGGGAUGACGUGGCAAUUUAUAACUGGUUGAAAAUUCGCAUCGACGUAAUUGAUAUUUACCCUUUCUUGCGUCUGAUUAUCCCUCAGUCUCUCCCGGUGGUAAGUCACUAAGUCCCAGACUCAUCAUCGAAGUUAUUGAAGACAAAAUCACAAGAGAGAGGAACCAAUAAUAUUUAACUUUUUUUUUUUUUUAUAUCUUAUGGUAAUGCUUGUUAAUUUAUGUUUGGUUUCUUUUGAUAAAUCUUUUUUAAUUCGAUCUUGAUGUUGUUUUGUCUUUUUUUUUUUUUUUAAUGUAACAUAUUUGACUAUAUAUGUCUUUUUAUGGUUAUUAUUAAGGGUAUGUUUGGAUUUUGUCACACUGGAUUAACUACAUUGUGAGUGCAUUUGGAUAGAAUUUCUCUAUACAGUUGAAGUCACUGUCCCUCCUGUUGAAGAUUAGAGAAGAAGGGUUAAGUGAUUUAUUGAGCAUUAGGGCAUGCAACUUCCUAACUUUAACGCAUUCGAUUAUAUUUUUUUAAUUAUAGCAAUUGUUUGUCUUUGUUAGAGUAUUCAACUGUCUUGUUUUUAGAGAUGGUAUUGGAUUACCUUUAAUC